CCGGAAAUAGCAGAGGAAGAAGAGGAGGGAAAUGGUCUGACUAGAGUAGUGACUACGUGAGACAAUGUGAACGAUAACAUACAUGUUUUGCAGGAAAACGUCGUCGUAUGCAUUGGACAACAAACUGCAAUAAAUUUGUGACGUCAUAAAUAGCCAUUGUGGUUGCUAUUUAAAUCAUCUAUCGUGAGAUUGCCAGAAUGAUAUGCCAAGUGUUGAUUUUUACUCUUGUUUUGCUUGCUUUUACACAUGGAACAUUCUUAGGGAAGAGCAAGAUUAUGAAAUGUCGUGACGUUGGUGACAAUUCCGAUCCUGUCAAUGGAGAUGGCAGUUCAUGCCAACAGAAGCUUGUUGUCACAGUCACAGUCAGAUCUGGACAGGGCAAUACAGAGGCACUACAUGCUGAUGUGAAGUCUGUCUUAGAUGAAAAGGAAAUUGCAAAACCACUCAAGAAGCCAUUCCGUAUCUUUCUGGAGAAAACACCUGUUGAUAUAUCAUAUCCACUAGUGUAUGAAAAGAGUGUGCCAAGCAAAUAUUAUGAGGAGUCGAGAAAGAUUGGAUGGAAGGGUGGCUUUCGAGUCAACGAAUGUGAUGACAACUGGAAUUCUGGUAGUCCAUCAUGUAAGUUUGCAUACGACAAAGAUGGCGAAAAGAUAUGGGCCAGUCAGGGAUACUGUUGUGUGUGUACGAAUGAUAUGUCGAGUGGGGCGAAGGACUGGUACAUGAGAGGUCGCAAGGGUACUUGCAGUUGGUUUGACUCUCGGACGACAUCACACUGCUUGAGAUUUGGACAGCUUUGGUACAAUGGAUUCCGACUCUUGCCACCAAUUUUGGACUUUAACAUAACAUUAAAAAUACUUUCCUAUGAAGGCAUCAAGUUUGAUCCUACUCUCAGAGUUUACAAGCACACGUGGUCUCGUCCAAAACAAAUUAUUCUCUCUCCUUCAUUCCCUCAUGGUGACACAACAGAUCCUAGAGUAAUCGGCCAGUAUUUGGGUGAUCUUUUACCAUCACAACAAUUUACAGAUCUGACCUAUAGAUAUCUAUUUGUGCCAUCGUUGUAUGAUCCAUAUGGCAGUCGGUUAAAUGGCAGCAACAAACUCCAUUUAAAUCCGACCCAGUUUCGUAAACAUCAACUAGUCAGGAAUGGAAUGCAUGACUGGAUGCUUGUUGAAAAGCAUCUGGUCGAUUUUUCUGGAUUGACUUGCAAUCGUGUCGGCAUGUACUACGAAGGAUUUGCAAAGCAGCCUGGAAAAUGUCGUCGUAAAAUGAACAGCUGCAAUGAAAUAACUCUUGAGUCAUUGUGGACUCACGACAACCUGUUGCGUAAUGCGCGUCGAACUGGAAAGUAUUUUGUUGAGAAUUUUGGCACCUACAGUCGACGAUAUGACGAGAACUUCUUGCGUGAUCCCGGAUCACUAGUAAGUCUUUCUCUGGAGUCACCAGCCAUACACCAGAGUGUCAUAGUGAUGGACAUUUCAGCGGAUGACAUCCAUUUUGUUUACAAUGUUGCCACGGGAAAGAUUGUUGAAGCAUAUGUGGAAGACUUUGCUGCCUUAUCAAAGGAUGGCAAACUGAUGGUGAAUGUUCACAACACUGGUCAGGUUGCGUCGGAUUUUCCGGUUGCAGUCGACCAAUGCUCACCGGGUAUUGCUGAUGUCCCGGCUCAGACAAGAACAAUCGAAGCUAAUCAAGUCCUACAAUAUGUGUUUAACGUAUGGCAUCACAUCUCUCUAGCCACAAACAACUCCUGCACAGUAUCACUGCAAGAUAAGACGGGCAAGAAACAAGACAGCGUCGUCGUCAAGUUUACAACGUUCAUGGCUUGUUUCUGUGCCGGACAUUGUCCGUGCAAGUGCGACGUAUCAUGCGAAGUGGUGAUCGAGACGCCAAAAUUUAACGCGACCUCGUCGGACAAAACCUGCGAUAUUGCCAUCUACUGCACACUGGAAAGAAUCCUCGACUUCAUCGACAGGUUCACCUCGACAGUGUGGGGUAUGGGAGUGUUCGUAAUCGGCACUCUCUUACUCAUGGGAAUGUUGAAGAUGUGUAUUGAAAGGACCUACUUUCAGCACACCGAUAUCGACAGCAUAGUACUAGACAUUAUUUCAGGAAACAAGAAAAAACAAAACGACAAGAAACAGAAAGGCGGCAAAAAGCUAGAGAAAGAGGAAGUGAAAACUGAGAUGAAGUUUGCGUUGGGUGCUUGCUUCUUUAUCUAUUUGCCGUUGCUGCCGUUGCUGUGGGCGGGAGUAAGAAUGUAUAGGAUAUGGCAACUGAAGCGAAGUAUUGCCAGAGAAACGGCAAAGCAGCAACGUCGGUCCGAGUGGCUAAUGCACAAGCUGCAUCAAAUAGCAGGAGGACCAAACAAAGCUAUGGGAUAUUGAACGUAUUGCAGGUCAGACCAUUUACUAUGACCAAAUGUGAACUAGCAUCUAGACAUUAAUUACGACAUUGUCGUUGAUUUGCUACUACUGGUUUCAUACCAGCUUGUCGUGCUUUCGUCUGAGGCACUGUUUGUUGUGUAACUUUCUUCUGUACUUGCACUUUCACCUUGGUGUCCUUCGUCUUCGGACGCCGCAAGAUCUUCGAACAACUCGAGUUCUUCAAGGACUGUAGCUCGUGCGCGGCGCAGCUUCUUCUGUUCGUCGAGAAGGCGAGCCUUUUGACGAGCCGACCA
Messenger RNA from Corticium candelabrum, 2677 nucleotides. RefSeq names its product hapless 2-like. The coding region runs from base 198 to 2384 and encodes 728 amino acids. The record is from RefSeq and is a predicted model, not a curated record. NCBI's taxonomy places the organism in Eukaryota, Metazoa, Porifera, Homoscleromorpha, Homosclerophorida, Plakinidae. The transcript has 14 exons.